AGAACUUUUAAAAUGGAGAUUUUGAGUUUUGUUUAGACAGAACAAGCUCACUUAAAUAAGUAGAUAAUGCUGCUUGAAGAUGUUAUAUUUUAAUAAUAUUUUAUACAAUUAAACGACAACCUCCUGAUUCAGUCUUUUACUUUCUUAUCUCACAAUUUAUUUUGUAGGCUACUGUAUAUAUUUUACACAGAGCUACUACUUUCAUGUAUGAUGGAGAUUUCAGUAAUUGGUUAUGGUGUUUAGUAGGUUACUUAGACGCUGACAUUUGAAAAUAUAUUGUAUUUCUGUGUGUUAUCUUUUCGUUUUAAAGCGCACUGAGGAGAUCACGCGCGCGCAAUUCCCACGCGCGCACACUUCAUGAGCGCGCAUCGCGAAGAUAAAGGGUUAAAGCAGCAGCAGCAGCAGCCUACAGCACUUUCAAAGAGAGGCAGGUGUCCCAGUACCAGCCCAACUUUGGACCAGAUGUUUUUAAUCCUCUCUCUAGAACUACAGAGUAAUUCAUGACUGUCGAGAUUUGUGGUCAGCCUUUGUUGCUCAAGAAGUGAAAACUAUUAGAGAGUAUAAAUACAGAGAUCUAAACUCAUUUUCCACUCACAGUAUUCUGAAUCUCUGGGAGAUUUUUUCUCCCCCUCCUGCUGCUUGGAAGCUCGAGGCGCACAAUUCUGGCUCAAUAAAAUUAGGUUAGUAAACUCCUCAAAAUAAUUCCUCAUUUCUGCCCUCCAACAUGUGGUGGAUGCUGUUUCCUCGCUGGAUCUGGUUCGUCUCGGGACAGAUUUUGCUGCUAUUUGUGGACAGGCAAUGCGUGAAAGGCAUGACUUUGCAGAGAGUUGCGUAUUCCCACGCAGGGAUCUGUCCAAACGACAUGAACCCAAACCUGUGGGUUGAUGCAAUGAGCACCUGCACGCGAGAAUGUGAAUCUGACCAGGAAUGUGAAACAUUUGAAAAGUGCUGUGCCAAUGUUUGCGGCAAUCGCAGCUGUGUGGCGGCCCGCUACAUGGACGCUACAGGCAAGAAAGGGCCCAUGGGAAUGCCAAAGGAGGCGUCCUGUGACAAGUUCAUGUGCUCUCAGCAGGGCUCCGAGUGCGACAUCUGGGACGGCCAGCCCGUGUGCAAGUGCCGUGACCGCUGCGAGAGAGAGCCCCACUUCACCUGCGCCUCAGACGGCAUGACCUACUACAACAAGUGCUACAUGGAUGCAGAAGCGUGCUCCAAGGGCAUCUCCUUAUCGGUGGUGACCUGCCGCUUCCACCUCACCUGGCCCAACACUAGUCCUCUCCCGGCCGGCACCACCGCACUGCCCACCACCGCGGUCCAGCGCACCACUCCUGUAGACGUCCACGCUCCCAUCAUGCUGGGCAGCCCGUCUCAGCAGUCCGUGUUCGUCGGUGAUACGGCCAGUUUUCUUUGCGAAGUCGCUGGCCGGCCAAAACCUGAGAUAACCUGGGAGAAAGGACAAGGAAGUUUGGUCAUGAAGCCCAACCAUGUGCACGGGAACGUAGUGGUCACUAACAUCGGCCAGUUGGUCAUCUACAACGCCCAACUGCAAGAUGCCGGUGUUUACACUUGCACAGCCACGAACGCCGGCGGCUCCGUCCAAGCGCAAUUCCCGCUCUCCGUAGUCCAGCAAGAGCCGGUCACGAAGUUGAAUUCCACCCGUUUCCCCGCCGAGGAGUGCUUUAAGGUGCCGGACAGUGACGAUUGCGGGGAGGAAAAACCGAGUUGGUUUUACGACCCCCAGAGGAACAACUGCUACACCUUCACUUACGGCAACUGCAGCAAAAACCGCAAUCACUUUGACGAUUACGAGACGUGCAUGUCGUCGUGUCGGGACGAACUCGCCGCACCUUGUAACCUCCCCAGCUAUCAGGGACCUUGCAAGGCGUACGAACCUCGAUGGGCCUACAGCGGUUCCCAGCGCCGCUGCCAGCCGUUUGUGUACGGUGGCUGCAAAGGCAACGAGAACAACUUCAAAACCAAAGAAGCGUGCGAGGACACCUGCCCGUUCCCGAGGAUCCAGCGCUGCAAGCCGUGCAAGCCGCGGCACAAGAUGGUGAUCAGUUUCUGCAGAAGCGAUUUUGUGAUUCUGGGACGUAUGACGGAGCUGACGGAGGACCAGGACUCCGGGCACGCUCUGAUCACCGUGGAGGAGAUCCUGAAGGACGAGAAAAUGGGGCUGAAGUUCUUUGGGAAGGAGCCUCUGGAGGUGACCUUGCAGAACAUGGACUGGGCCUGUCCGUGUCCGAACGUCACCACCGCGGACGGGCAGAUCAUCAUCAUGGGCGAAGUCAACAACGGCAUGGCCGUCCUGCAGCCCGACAGCUUCAUCGUCCUUUCCAGCGUCCGGCGUGUCCGUAAGCUCCGUGAGGUCAUCAAUAAAAACACCUGUGACAUUUUGAAAGAGUUCAUCCAGUAGGACUUUUCAUGUUCAUGAACGUUAAAUUGUUCUGAUGCUCUAAGAAUCUGUGUUUUAUGUUCUUGUACCCAUCGAAUUCCAGACUGUUUGCUUUGACAAGGUUAGAUAUGUUUCUACAGCUUGAAUAGAAAUGCUCACAUCAACCUGGAAGGUUUUUAUAAGAGUUGCCCUUACAGUUAAAGUAAAUUUGUGGACAUAGGACGCAUUAAUCAAAGCCAUCUGCUAGUCCCGGUGACUUCAAACGGAGCUGCCGUAUGAGUUUAUUAAGUACUGGAAAUUAAUUUUUUGGCACAUUUUUUGUUUGUUUGAUGGUUUGGAUAAAUUAACUUUUUCCUAUCUGCUUGGUUGAACUUUUACAGUGGAAGAUUUGUUGUUGUUGUUGUUCCUGCACUGGGUUAAAAACAACCCAAGUUGUGUUAAAAAUGGAAAAACUCAUUGAUUGAGUUGUUUUAACCCAGUGGUUGGGUUAAAUGUUUGUCCAACCUGCUGGACAGUUUUAUUUAACUCAACUAUUGUUUAAAAAUUACUAUAUGGCUAAAUUAAAAUGAACCCAAAAUAUGUUGGAAAUUAAAAAUCAGACACAUAAUUACUAGAGGAAACAACAAUAAUCAAAAGGUGAACAUUUAUUAAUAAGCAAUUUAAUAAAUGUUUAUUGUUUAAUUAUUAUCCAUGAAACAUAUUAAUAAAUGUUCAUUUAUUAAACAUAUUCAUAAAUGUUAAUUUCCAGCCUAUUUGGGAAGCAAGAAAUACAGUCAUUUCUAAACAAUAGUUGAGUUAAAUAAAACUGUCCAGCAGGUUGGUCAAACAUUUAACCCAACUGCUGGGUUUGUCCAUUUUCAACCCAACUUGGGUUGUUUUUAACCCAGCAUUUUUUAGAGUGUGGUAAGUAAAUGACUGUUGUACUAUAGGAUUAGAUUUGCUUAAUGCACUUAGAAAAGUUGUAUGAUAUUGAAAAUAAUAUCGAUUUUAGUAGGAGAAAUAAUCCAUCAUUAAGCCUCACUUGUGUAUAGAACUGUGUACAUGAUUUAGCACAGACUGCAUUUAAUUUUAAGCUAUUUAUUUUGAAUUCAUCAGUGUGAUGAACCAAAAAGCUGACUGUAAUUUCUUACAAGCACUUACGUAUUUCUACAAUUGUCUUUUUAUUAUCUUUAUAGUUCAGUGUCUAUCAUGAUUUGCAUCGUGGAGUGACACAAAAAUAAACCUUUCAACCUCUAAGUCUAAUUCUUCUACUUUUACAAGUGCAUGACACCAAUUAUGCAGUCACAAAACUACAAUCGCUAGGACUAAUUUCUCAAUAUUUAGGUCACUUUUUAAAAAAAAAAAAAAAACUCUUCGCACAAUGAGCACAACAGCAUCAUUUUCCAUUGAUUUAACACAAAAUUAACUCAAUGACCACAUCUUUCAAAUUAAUUCUUUUCUCACUCAGACACAAACAGCACCAAAACUCUAUGAACCUACAGGCCAAUUAAAAUGGUUAAACCAUAUUUAAAUAUAUUCCAAAUCUAAAAAAUGAAAUUCUAUCAAAACAAUUAGAUGUACACAACUGAACACCUACAUAUUACCAUCUAUACAAAAGGGGACAAUUUAGGAAUAAUUUUGUACUGUACAUGAACCAUGUUAAUCCUAAAUCAUCCUAAACCCCAGGUAAACAGGAACCUAGGUUAUCUUGCAGCUCAUUAUUUAAUAAUUAAAGUUUUUCCUUGAUUGCUAACACAAUU
Messenger RNA from Ctenopharyngodon idella (grass carp), 4131 nucleotides. It is a transcript of the gene wfikkn2b, whose product is annotated as WAP, follistatin/kazal, immunoglobulin, kunitz and netrin domain containing 2b. NCBI's taxonomy places the organism in Eukaryota, Metazoa, Chordata, Actinopteri, Cypriniformes, Xenocyprididae. Gene Ontology annotation, molecular function: protein binding; serine-type endopeptidase inhibitor activity. The record is from RefSeq and is a predicted model, not a curated record. The coding region runs from base 725 to 2413 and encodes 562 amino acids. Gene Ontology annotation, cellular component: extracellular region. The transcript is spliced from 2 exons.